AUGUCGGAGCGAAAAGUUUUAAACAAAUACUACCCCCCUGACUUUGACCCAUCAAAGAUUCCCAAGCUCAAGCUGCCCAAAGAUCGUCAGUAUGUGGUGCGGCUGAUGGCUCCCUUCAACAUGAGAUGUAAGACAUGUGGAGAAUACAUCUACAAGGGCAAGAAGUUCAAUGCUCGCAAAGAGACCGUGCAGAAUGAGUCCUACCUGGGCCUGCCCAUCUUCCGCUUCUACAUCAAGUGCACGCGCUGCCUGGCAGAGAUCACCUUCAAGACAGACCCUGAAAACACAGACUACACCAUGGAGCAUGGAGCCACGAGGAACUUCCAGGCUGAGAAGCUCUUGGAGGAGGAGGAGAAGAGGGUACAGAAGGAGCGGGAGGACGAGGAGCUGAACAACCCCAUGAAGGUGCUGGAGAACAGAACUAAGGACUCCAAGCUGGAGAUGGAGGUCCUGGAGAACCUGCAAGAGCUCAAAGACCUGAACCAGCGGCAGGCCCACGUGGACUUUGAGGCCAUGCUGCGGCAGCACCGCCUGUCAGAGGAGGAGCGGCAGAGGCAGGAGCAGGAGGAGGAUGAGCGGGAGACGGCGGCGCUGGUGGAGGAAUCAAGGAAAAGAAGACUCCUUGAAGACUCUGACUCAGAGGAGGACACCACCCCUACCCAGCCCCACCCAGCCCUCCGGCCCAACCCCACAGCCAUCCUGGACGAGACCCCGAAAGCCAAGAGGAAGGCAGAGAGCUGGGAGCGCAGCGUGGGUACCCUUGGCAGCAGGCCCCAGCUGUUGGGCCUGGUUGUGAAGAAAACAGACCUGGACACCAGCAUCCAGCGAGGAGGAGCCCCGCCCCUCCCAGGUGCAAUGAAGAAUGGACAGGCAGCUGGCCCAGCGCCCCAGACCCCCAGCACGUCCUCCCUGAGCCAGUUGGGUGUGUAUUCUGACAGUGAGGACAGCAGCGGCAGCAACUGA
Rangifer tarandus platyrhynchus (Svalbard reindeer) is the source of this 963-nucleotide messenger RNA. NCBI's taxonomy places the organism in Eukaryota, Metazoa, Chordata, Mammalia, Artiodactyla, Cervidae. The record is from the annotation of a GenBank genome assembly.